Messenger RNA from Melozone crissalis (California towhee), 1553 nucleotides. RefSeq names its product endonuclease G (gene ENDOG). Gene Ontology annotation, cellular component: nucleus; mitochondrial inner membrane. NCBI's taxonomy places the organism in Eukaryota, Metazoa, Chordata, Aves, Passeriformes, Passerellidae. Gene Ontology annotation, biological process: apoptotic DNA fragmentation. Gene Ontology annotation, molecular function: single-stranded DNA endonuclease activity; nucleic acid binding; RNA endonuclease activity. The record is from RefSeq and is a predicted model, not a curated record.
GUUUUUCCACUUUAUUUGUGAAGAACUGCCAGAAAAUGGUGUAGUGAACAUUUCAUCACUCUAAAACUCCUUCUUUUACGCUUCUUUUUUCCAAACACUAUUUUUGUAAGGUUUCCUUUAACUAAACGGAUGUCUGUGCAAACCUCUCCUGUCGGUGUGACUCGGAUUGGGGCCGCAGGUGUGACAGAAGAGAGCCCUGGGGAGCCAGCCCGGCCCCUCCUGCGCCUUCUCCUUUCCGCCGUGGGUUUGCUUUGCCUUCCCCAGGAAAACGCGGCACGGGUGCCACCGCUCCUGCGAGCGCUGUGGGUGGCGGUGGGCAAGGGUGUCCUUGUCCCCGGUGCCGGUGUCCCCGGUGUCCCCGCCCCGGUGUCCCCGGCCGCUCUCCGGGCCCGGGGCCGUUCCUCAGGACAGCGGCCCCGGGGUCGCGGUGCGCGCUCCCCCUUAAAGCGGCGAUGUCCCUGGCACAGCGCGGCCGCCCGGGGCUGGGCCGCGGCCCGUUUAAGGCGGGGCCGGCCGCGCGGGGUAGCGGCCAUGCUGCGGGCCCGGUGGGUGCUGCCGCUGGCGGUGGGCGCGGGGCUGGGGGCGGCCCUCGGCCGCUGGGAGCGCCGGGAACAUCGGGAGCACCGGGAGCGGGGCGAUGCGGCCGAGGGGCUGCUGGCCCGCCUGCCCGUGCUGCCCGCCGUGGCGGCGGCCAGCCUGCCCGCGCCGCCGGGCUCGGUGCGCACCGAGCUGAGCAAGUACGGGCUGCCCGGGCUGGCGCAGCUGCGGAGCCGCGAGUCCUACGUGCUGUGCUACGACCCGCGGAGCCGCAGCGCGCUCUGGGUCAUCGAGCAGCUCAACCGGGACACGCUCAGCGGUGCUUCCGACCGCGCCGCCUGCGACUUCCAGGAGGACGACUCGGUGCACGAAUAUCACCGCGCCACCAACGCCGACUACCGCGGCAGCGGCUUCGACCGCGGGCACCUGGCGGCCGCCGCCAACCACCGGUGGAGCCAGAAGGCCAUGAGGGACACGUUCUACCUGAGCAACAUCGCCCCGCAGAAUCCUCAUUUAAACCAGAAUGCCUGGAAUAACCUUGAGAAGUACUGCAGGAGCUUGGCAAAAAACAACAGGAAUGUCUACGUCUGCACAGGACCCCUGUUCCUGCCCAGGAUGGAGGCCGAUGGGAAGAUGUACGUGAAGUACCAGGUGAUUGGGAAGAACAACGUGGCUGUCCCCACCCACUUCUUCAAGGUGCUCAUCUUGGAAAAGGAGAGUGGGGAGAUUGAGUUGCGCUCCUACGUGAUGCCCAACAGCCCUGUGGAUGAUAAAAUCCCCCUGGAACGGUUCCUGGUUCCCAUUGAGAGCAUUGAGAGAGCCUCGGGGCUCCUCUUUGUCCCAAACAUCCUCAGGAGAACAAGUAACUUGAAAGCCAUCACAGCUGGAAAGCAGUGACCCCUGACUAGAACAAGUACAGGUAACCCCUGGCAAGGGACUGGCAAUCACCUGCAGAAUUCCUUGUGCAGUUGUAAAUGUGGGAAUUCAGAUUCAAACCUGUGCUUCUCUCCACUGUU